CAUCAUAAUACAGAGGAAUGGCCAAUAGAUCAGACGACAAUCUACUUAACAAAUGGAAUGAAGAGCUUUCCAAUGUCUUACUUCCAAACUCUGUCUUUCUCGCUAUAUGCAUAGCAGUGGGGUUCAUCGGAAACGUUCUCGUAAUUUUUAUCUAUGGAUUCAAACUCCGAGGAGCAAAGGAACGGUAUUUCAUCCCCAUCCUUGCUCUGGCUGACCUUUUGGCUGUAACAGAGACUUCGGGGUUCAAUAUUUCCUAUAAUUUUAACCCCGUGGAAUAUGACCGUGAGCUUCUCUGUAAAUGGGGAUGGUUUUUCGGUUACCUGACGGCCAUGGUUUCCAUAUUUCUUCUUGUGGUGAUUGCUAUACAACGUUAUCUCAAGAUCUGCAGACCCUUUGCCAAACAGAUGUCCCUAAAAUGGAAGAGAGUUGCUGUCUUAUGUUCAUGUGUUUUAGCUGCUGUGCUCUCGGCUCCGAUUCCAGUAACGUAUGGACUGGAUCCCGCGUAUAAUGAACGUUAUAAAGUCACCGGAAGUGCCUGUCGCCGACUGACCCAAGAGAAUCGACUUUUAUCUCUUUCCCACGCCAUUGUGUGUAAUGUUCUAGUUUUUGUGUUUGUGUGGGUUCUGAUUCUCCUGUAUACUUUGAUCGGACAAAGAAUCUAUAAACAACUUCAGCAGUGGGACAGGGGGCAGAAGCUUUCCACAAUCAACAAAAAAGAAAAUCAGAGAGAAGAUGACUCUGAAAACACUAAUCAGAGAAACAAACCAACAAUGUUCAGAAUAACAUUCAUGUUUAUGUUGAUUUCUUUUAUUUUUAUUGUCAGCUUUUCUCCAAAAGUGGUCAUUUUCAUCCUGGAGUGUAUCGAUGACAGAUUCUGGGACUCGAUGACAUACAGUACCAGACUUCUGGUCAGGUUCUUUGACGUCUUGUUUAUCGUCAAUAACAUCGCUAAUCCUCUGGUGUACGCAUUUCUGGACGUCAAGUUUUCUCAGGAGCUAAAGAAAAUAUUUUGUGACUUUGACUACUCCCUGUGAGUAAGUCGGGUCUUACGGUAGUAGCAUAGUUCAUUCUUU
Molecule: messenger RNA, 1073 nt
Organism: Saccostrea echinata
Lineage: Eukaryota; Metazoa; Mollusca; Bivalvia; Ostreida; Ostreidae
Product: delta-type opioid receptor-like
Exons: 1
Coding region: 18-1034 (338 amino acids)
Biological process (GO): G protein-coupled receptor signaling pathway
Cellular component (GO): plasma membrane
Molecular function (GO): G protein-coupled receptor activity
Source: RefSeq, a predicted model, not a curated record